AUUAAUUUGAAGUAGUUUCAUUACUAUCACAAACUUAGAAACUACACUUCUACACACUUUUCAUCAAAAAAGUUGUGUUCUUUGCUAGCUUAGCAGUGGUCUAACACCGUAAAUUAGAGAGAAAAAACAAUGGCAACCAUUACUGCUAGUUCUUCAGCUUCUUUGGUAGCCCGUGCUAGUCUUGUGCAGAGCAGAAGGGUUGGUGUUUCAUCUUCUCCCGUUCUCGGAUUGCCAGCAAUCACAAAGAAGGGUGGCAAGGUAACAUGUUCAAUGGAAAACAACAAGGCAUCAACCCAAGAAAGCACCACAAACAAGGGGAUGAUGGGUGCCUCAAUGCUAGCCGCGGCUGCUGCCACCGCCAUGUCGAGCCCAGCAAUGGCUCUUGUUGAUGAGAGAAUGAGCACAGAAGGAACAGGACUUCCCUUUGGGUUGAGCAACAACCUUCUUGGGUGGAUCCUAUUGGGUGUGUUUGGUCUCAUUUGGGCUCUUUACUUUGUCUAUGUUUCAGGUCUUGAGGAGGAUGAGGAGUCUGGAUUGUCCCUCUAAAUUAAAUGACCAUAUUCUACUCAACCAAAUGUAUUUUGAUGUGAAUUUCAUCUGAUCGAAUUUGGUAAACUUUUUUAUAUUUUGAAUGUAGAAAUGACAAGAUAUUAUGGUUUAUCAAGUUUGUUGUAAGAUUUUACUACCUUCUAGCUUGUUGAUAUAAUAUUGUACUA
Chenopodium quinoa (quinoa) is the source of this 716-nucleotide messenger RNA. RefSeq names its product photosystem II reaction center W protein, chloroplastic-like. Lineage: Eukaryota; Viridiplantae; Streptophyta; Magnoliopsida; Caryophyllales; Amaranthaceae. The record is from RefSeq and is a predicted model, not a curated record. The coding region runs from base 130 to 546 and encodes 138 amino acids. Gene Ontology annotation, biological process: photosynthesis. The transcript has 2 exons. Gene Ontology annotation, cellular component: chloroplast; photosystem II.